ACUUUUUGGAAAACAACCACUUUUUUGGCAUGUCACAGGCUGUUAUUUUCAUGCUGUCAGUCAGCUGCUUCAUGCAGACACUGCAGUGGUCAGCCGGUGGUGAGUAGCUCAGACAGUGAGCAUGUGCGUUUUGAGGGUUAGCCUCAUUAGCUGCUGCCUCUCAGUUAGCAGUUUGUUUGUACAGAGGAAACAAAUUUAUGUCAGCUUUUGUCUCACUCUGCAUGUAUGCAAGUAUGCCAGAUGGGGCCACUAAAACAUCUUUUUGUUACGCUGUGUAUGAUUUAGGCCUACACUAAAUCACUCAUAGCAAGAAUCAGGGCCAGUUAGAGCUUGCCUUUUUGUGUAUUAAAAUCUAAAAUAAUGUGGUUGUGUGCAGUUUAACUUUUUUUUUAACAUUUAAUUUUGCUGCUGCAUUCUCACACACUGUGGUUUUCAUUGUCCUUUCUUAAUCCGAUAAAAAGUAAAAGUAGUGCCUCUAGUUUCCAUGUUAGUAAAUGUUUUUCUGUAUAUUGCACCAUUAUGUUUUACUCUGCAGGGACAACAGAGCCACAGGAUGGUGAUCUUUGCUGCCAUCCUCAUCCUGAUGACGCUCUUCAUCCUGUACAGCUCCAACAAUAACAGCAGCAUUGAUGCUGUCUAUGCUUCUUUCCAUGUGGCUACCAAUCAUGCCACCAAGACUACAGACCUGAGGAAAUGGACAGGAAAAGACGGCUAUGUGCCAGUUUAUGGGAACAAAAGUAUGACCAUGCACUGUCAUGAGUGUGCACUGGUGACGAGCUCCAGCCACGUCUUGGGUAGUCGAGCGGGAGACGAGAUUGACCGCACCGAAUGCGUGAUCCGCAUGAAUGACGCCCCUACGACGGGGUAUGAAUCUGACGUCGGGAACCGGACCACUCUGAGAGUCGUAGCCCACUCCAGUGUGUUCAGGGUGGUCCGGAGGCCGAAUGAAUUCCUGCGACAUACAGACAGCCACCCAGUGAUCAUUUUCUGGGGACCCCCAAAUAAGAUUGGGAAAGAUGCCAAAGGAACCCUUUACAGAUUGAUCCAGAGAGUCAGCAUGACCUACAGAGACUUCUCUUGUUUCACUGUCACACCGAGCAAAAUGCGCAGAUUUGACAGCCUGUUCCAAAGAGAGACAGGACGUGACCGACAAAAGUCUCACUCGUGGUUGAGCACAGGUUGGUUCACAAUGGUCAUAGCCAUUGAGAUAUGUGAUAACAUCAAAGUAUAUGGGAUGGUUCCACCCAAUCACUGUGGAAGAAAAUCUGGAUCCAAGAAGAUGCCAUACCACUACUACAAGCCCAGGGGCGGUGAUGAAUGUGUAACGUACAUCCAGCACGAGAGCAGCCGAAGAGGAAACCACCAUCGCUUUAUUACAGAGAAACAGGUGUUUGCACGCUGGGGAAAGCAGUACAACAUCAGCUUCACUCAUCCCAAAUGGUAAAAAGGACUUUUCUGAAGACUUUUCUCUGGAGUUACAGGAGCACGAAUGAGCUUUAUCGGUUGGAUUUUAUUUGAACUUUCCCCAGAUGAGGCCUCUUUAAAAAAAAACAAAAAACACACUAAGUAUGAAUGACGGUCUAAUAAUGAACCACAUCUCGGAAUAGAUGCAUGGGAUUUUUUUUUUUUUACAAAAGUUCAGUUUCAAGCCUUUUCCUGAAACCUGGUGUAUAUUCCACACUGACUUGUGUUUUUUGUAAAUAGAAAAUGAAUUUAAAAA
This is a messenger RNA of Oreochromis niloticus (Nile tilapia), 1720 nucleotides long. Its product is annotated as alpha-N-acetylgalactosaminide alpha-2,6-sialyltransferase 6. NCBI's taxonomy places the organism in Eukaryota, Metazoa, Chordata, Actinopteri, Cichliformes, Cichlidae. Gene Ontology annotation, molecular function: alpha-N-acetylgalactosaminide alpha-2,6-sialyltransferase activity. Bases 485 to 1444 code for a protein of 319 amino acids. The record is from RefSeq and is a predicted model, not a curated record. The transcript has 4 exons. Gene Ontology annotation, biological process: oligosaccharide metabolic process; ganglioside biosynthetic process.